Molecule: messenger RNA, 2659 nt
Organism: Medicago truncatula (barrel medic)
Lineage: Eukaryota; Viridiplantae; Streptophyta; Magnoliopsida; Fabales; Fabaceae
Product: ribosome biogenesis protein BOP1 homolog
Exons: 18
Coding region: 71-2308 (745 amino acids)
Biological process (GO): maturation of LSU-rRNA from tricistronic rRNA transcript (SSU-rRNA, 5.8S rRNA, LSU-rRNA); ribosome biogenesis
Cellular component (GO): preribosome, large subunit precursor; PeBoW complex
Molecular function (GO): protein binding; ribonucleoprotein complex binding
Source: RefSeq, a predicted model, not a curated record
CUUAAAACCCUAGCUAGUUCACAAACCAACCUGUGUCUUAAACCCUCUCUCUCUCUCACCCUCUUCCACGAUGAAGAAAAAGACGGUGGUGGAAUCUGAGAUGAAGAAGAAGAAGAGCAAUGAGAAAGAGGAAGCACCACCGCCUCCAUCUGAUCAUGAUGAUUCCGACGACGAUGACUCCGAUGACAGUGUAGAAGUUUCCGACUAUGAUUCCAUUUCCGAAGACGAGGACUCUUCUGCAGAUAGCAUCGACGAUGACGACUCUUCUGAUUCUGACUCUGAUUCUAAAUCUGAAUUAGAAGAUGAAGAAGGUGCUUCACCUACUACUCAUCAUAAUGCCUCUGACGAUUCUGACUCUCAAGACGAGGAGGAGGACGUUGUCGACUCAGAAGGUGGAAGUGAAAGCUCUGAUCUUCAUCAGGAAGGAGGAGGAGCUGAGAGUGAUUCAUCUGAGGAUGAGGUGGCUCCUCGGAAUACCAUUGGAGAGGUCCCUUUGAAGUGGUAUGAGGAUGAACCCCAUAUUGGAUAUGACAUCAAGGGGAAGAAGAUUAAGAAGAAAGAAAGGGAAGACAAAUUGGGUUCCUUUCUUGCAAAUGUUGAUGAUUCUAAGAAUUGGCGGAAGGUCUUUGAUGAGUACAAUGAUGAGGAAGUGGUGUUGACAAAAGAUGAAAUCAAAAUGGUCCGCAAACUAAUGCAGAAUAAGGCACCACAUUCUGACUUUGAUCCACAUCCGGAUUAUGUUGAUUGGUUCAAAUGGGAUGAUGCCAAGCAUCCAUUGUCUAACGCACCCGAACCCAAACGAAGGUUCAUUCCUUCAAAGUGGGAAGCUAAAAAGGUUGUGCAGUAUGUUAGAGGAAUUCGCAAUGGAACAAUAACUUUUGACAAGCCAAAGAAGGAGGAUGAUUCAUAUCUCUUGUGGGAAGAUGAUUCUGGUUUGACAGAAAAAGCAAAUCAUUUGGCUUACAUUCCUGCACCAAAGCAGAAACUUCCUGGCCAUGAUGAGUCAUAUAAUCCUCCUUUAGAGUAUAUUCCAACCCAAGAAGAGAUUAAUUCAUAUCAAUUGAUGUAUGAAGAAGACCGCCCUAAGUUUAUCCCACAAAGGUUUACAUCUAUGAGAAGCAUCCCUGCGUAUGAGAAUGCUAUGAAGGAAAGUUUCGAACGCUGUUUGGAUUUGUACUUGUGCCCUCGAGUUCGAAGAAAACGUCUUAAUAUUGAUCCUGAAUCUUUAAAGCCAAAGCUUCCAAAUAAAAAGGAGCUUAAACCUUACCCCAUAACAUGCUAUAUCGAAUAUAAAGGCCACGAAGGUGCAGUUACAUCAAUUUCUAUUGAAGCUUCAGGGCAGUGGAUGGCUUCAGGUUCAAGUGAUGGAACUGUCCGUGUCUGGGAGGUUGAAACUGGCAGAUGUCUGAGACAGUGGGAGAUUGGUGAAGCUGUGAACUGUGUUACUUGGAAUCCUCUGUCUGAUAUUCAUAUUGUGGCCGUCUCUGCGGGACACGAUGUACUUCUGUUAAACACUGGCUUGGGUGAUGAAGAAGAACAGCAAAGGAUCAAGGAGCUUCUCUUGAUUGAUUCACCAGAAGCAUCAGAUGAGACUGGCAAGAAAGCACCUAGUGUACGCUGGCUUAAAGAUGAUAAACAUGAUGGUAUAAGGUUAAGGCAUUUAAAGAAUGUUACUUCUGUGGAAUGGCACCGGAAAGGUGACUACUUUUCAACAGUGAUGCCAGCGGGUGAAUCAAGAUCAGUUCUGAUUCACCAGUUGUCCAAGAAACUCUCACAAAAACUUCCUUUCAAGUUACAUGGACUUGCUGUUAGAUCAACCUUCCAUCCAUCUCGUUCCAUCUUCUUUAUUUGUACAAAGAAGACUGUUCGUGUGUUUGAUUUAUUGAAGUCUAAACAAAUAAAAAAGCUUGAUACCGGUCUCAAAGAAGCCUCGUCAAUUGCAGUCCAUCCUGGAGGUGAUAAUUUAAUUGUGGGGAGCAAAGAAGGAAAGCUUUGUUGGUUUGAUAUGGACCUUUCGUCUAAACCAUAUAAAGUUCUUAAGUGUCAUCCAAAAGAUAUUAACAAUGUUGUCUUUCAUCGUUCAUAUCCCUUGUUUGCUUCGUGCUCAGAUGACUGCACUGCAUAUGUUUUUCACGGAAUGGUUUAUUCUGAUCUCAAUAAAAAUCCUCUUAUUGUUCCUUUGGAAAUUCUACGGGGCCAUGCAAAUUCAAAUGGGAGAGGAAUAUUGGACUGCAAGUUUCACCCCAGGCAACCCUGGUUAUUUACAGCUGGGGCUGACAAGAUGAUUAAACUUUACUGUCACCAAUAAAAAUAUUUUGAUAAAUUCAUGCAUGAUAGUCUAAUGACAUCUAAGAAGAAGCCCGUAACUCUAUCCCCAAUUUUGUUCCCCAAUUGUUAAACAGAAAGCUGAAGCCACUGUUGUCCCAAAUUAAGGGGUAGGGGAGUUUCUGUCUAUAGUUUUGUUUAUGGGAAAUUGUUUGAGUUUGUUUUCUGAACAUCACAUUUAUUUCUUUGAAGUUGAAAUGCCAGGAAUUUGUAGCUUACUUGAAAUAGAACUGUAAUUUAGAUGUAGCAUAUAUACAACUAUUAGAUAUCAAUUUUAAGAAAUCCGAUGGAUGUUUUUCUUUCUGAGAAAUGUGACGUGGAGUUGGUAUGGUAA